Messenger RNA from Plasmodium gonderi, 681 nucleotides. Its product is annotated as cyclophilin. NCBI's taxonomy places the organism in Eukaryota, Apicomplexa, Aconoidasida, Haemosporida, Plasmodiidae. Bases 1 to 681 code for a protein of 226 amino acids. Gene Ontology annotation, molecular function: peptidyl-prolyl cis-trans isomerase activity. Gene Ontology annotation, biological process: protein peptidyl-prolyl isomerization. The record is from RefSeq and is a predicted model, not a curated record. The transcript has 8 exons.
AUGAAGAUACCAAAUCCUCGUGUGUAUUUAGAUGUUGCUAUAGGAGGGAGAAAUGCGGGGAGAUUGAUAUUUGAGCUCUUCAUGGAUAAGUUACCAAUAACCUGUGAAAAUUUUCGAUGUCUCUGUACAGGUGAAACAGGCUUAGGUUAUUACCUGAAACCCCGUUGGUACAAGAAUUCUCCCAUUCAUAGAAUUGUCACAGAUUUUAUGUUCCAAGGAGGGGACUUCAAUUUUGGGAACGGCUUUGGAGGAGAGUCCAUAUACGGCCAAUACUUCCGAAACGAAAAAUUUAUUUUCAAACAUUCAAAAAGAGGUGUGCUAUCCAUGUGCCAAACUAGGAUAAAACACACAAAUAAUUCUCAAUUUUUUGUAACCUUUAAAAGUUGUCCUUGGCUUGAUAAGAAGCAUGUAGUUUUUGGUCACCUUGAAUACGGAUAUGACACGUUGUCCUUUAUUGAGGAACAGUCUACUUUAAUUGGUCGUCCCAAGAAGCAAGUUUAUAUUUACAAUUGCGGGGUUAUACCACUGGAUAGAAUAAAAAACAAGUUGCAUGCGAAGUCUGAUGAUGAUUACGUUAUACCGGAAAUAGAAAUGCCGUUGUUAGAACGUGACGUAAAUUUUAAUGAAAAUUCAGACUUUAGUGAAUUAAAAAAUAUAUACAAAAAUAGCAAGCGUUUUUAA